Molecule: messenger RNA, 3345 nt
Organism: Python bivittatus (Burmese python)
Lineage: Eukaryota; Metazoa; Chordata; Lepidosauria; Squamata; Pythonidae
Source: RefSeq, a predicted model, not a curated record
GUAGAAAUUCAGUUUCCUGCGUGGAUUAGCCAAUUCCUGUCCCGGUCUAGAGAGGAUAAAACUGGCAGACUGUUUGUCCAGCAUGAAGAAUUACAGGAACAACUCCGCAAACUGGAGCGCAAAAUCCUUGCCAAGAUCUCAAAGGAUCAACAAUUGUCUGUGAAGGAUGUUGGGGUCACCCUUCAUAAAGAAGGAAUCAUAGGAGUAACUGAAGAGCAAGUACAUCAUAUUGUGAAUGAUGCCCUAAAGCGCUACAGUGAAGAUCGCAUUGGGAUGGUUGAUUAUGCACUGGAAUCUGGAGGGGCCAGUGUUAUCAGCACUCGGUGUUCAGAAACCUAUGAGACCAAGACUGCACUUCUUAGUCUUUUUGGCAUACCCUUGUGGUAUCACUCCCAGUCUCCAAGGGUCAUUCUACAGCCAGACGUCCAUCCUGGAAACUGUUGGGCUUUCCAAGGCUCCCAGGGUUUUGCUGUCAUUCGUCUUUCAAGUAGCAUCCACCCCACUGCUGUGACAUUAGAGCAUAUCUCCAAGGCCGUUUCUCCCAGAGGAACCAUUCCCAGUGCCCCCAAGGACAUUGCCGUCUUUGGCUUGGAGGAAGAAGGGCAGCAAGAGGGCGUCCUCCUUGGGAAGUUCACAUACAACCAAGAUGGGGAUCCCAUCCAAACAUUCCAUUUCCAGGAUAUAGACAGGGAGGCAACCUUCCAGCUGGUGGAGCUAAGAGUUCUCAGCAACUGGGGCCAUCCAGAAUACACCUGCAUUUAUCGCUUCCGUGUGCAUGGGGACCCAGUCUCAUAACAUCUUCUAGCACCACUGGCUCAAAUGUCACCUACCUCAAGAUCUGCACCUCAGACUGCAAAAAGCAGUUGGGAAGCAGUGCUGGGAAGGAGAGCACCUUGGAAUGGGCAAUGUAUCUUUUUUGCUAUGUUGCACAGGGAUGGGAAGCAAACUGUGACUCUCCCUGAUCAGUCAGUUCUCUUCUGAAAACAACACCCUUCUGAGUGCAGAGGAAGACAGAGGCCUUUUUGAUUUUAUAUUUUAUAUUCAGUUGAUUUUAAAGGAGAUUUUUAAACAUACCUAUGCAGUUCAUACUUGCCCCAUCCUUUAUACUUCUCCAAACCUGAUUUCUGGUUGUCCCUUUAGAGCUCAAUUCUCUCGGGGCUGAAGACAUAUUUAAACAAACUAAGCAAUGCAGGACAAGUCAGCAGGGUCAUCAGUUCUGGUGUAAGGAUGUAAAGCCUCUGCCAGAUUUGAGGGACCUAUUUGGCCCCUUAUUACUGACCCCCCCAAAGCCUCAACCUCCUCAUAGAAAGGAGGUGCCUAUUUUGCCUGUGCCUACUCUGAGCAGCUCUGGGGGAUAUGGAAGGUGUGCUGGAAACUCCAUGUAGUUGGAGCUUCAGAGAGUGUUGUAAUAACUUUAAUUACCUUUAUAUAAUAAUUAUAUUGUGUGGAGGCAGGUAGCAGAAUGUUUUUAUGAAAUCUGUCUUGGAUGAGGACUGUAGACUUAGGGCCAUUCCUCCUCUUGUGCAGACAGGAUCCUGUUGAUUAUUUUUGUAACCUAACCACAAAAGAUUGAGAUUGAAUUCCAUGGGAAGCGACAAUGCACAGAUUCAAAAGCUACAGAAGGAAAUGGGGGAGUUGUUUAUUAGGGGACUGUAAUUUGUUUAAAAACUGGAAGCUGCAGUUUUGAAGAAUAGGAAGGAGUUUUUAUAAGGAAAAAUAGUGUAAAGAUAAACUAGAGCCAUUUGUAUGGGUUAAAUGUUGACACACAUUUCCCAAUCUGCAGUAUUUUAUUUCUUAGAAAAUGAAUUAAUAUUGUCAGGCCUUCACACCACCAUAGAAGCAAGUACACCAACUCCUAAUAAGAGGGAGAUGAUUGCUAAUGCUAAUGGCAAAUGAAAAGUACCCAGCUUGCAUUCAGAGGUGGAUAUCUCUGAAUAUUCUUAAAUAUCUCAAAUAUUCCACAACAGAGUCAUAGUAUUACAAUAUGGGCUCCAAGGAUGAACCUUGGCUUAUAUUGAACUCCGUCUUUUGAGCUGCUUGCAAGGACACAAGUAUAAGUUGCAUAUUGUAAUUCAUAGAAAGUUAAAGAUGCUCUUGAGUUGAGCUCAACUCCUGGUGACAAUAUAGAUAUAUCAGAAGCUGCUGCAAUUGAGGCUUUAUAUGUUUGAAAAGGGUUAAUUUUUUUUAGCUUGCAUAACAUAUGUAUUAACCUCAUAAGCCAUUAAGAGUAGCAGAAACUUGAAGUCUGAACACUCAGUGUACCACAACUCAAAUACAUUUCUAAGUUAGUUGAAUCUUCAGCCCUUCGCUUUGAAUAGUUUCUCAAGACAGAGAAAGUACAACUAUAUGUCUAUAAUCACUUGCCAAACUAGUCCCAUGUAUCAGUUGACUAAACAGUAAGGAAAAUUGCCACAGUUCUGCAACUUAUCCAGCAAAACAUCAGAAUGAGUUAGAGUCCUGAAGUGGCAUAGUGAAAUGUGUCAUUCCAAGGGGAAGAGAUCAUUUUUAAAUGUUUCUUAUUGUGUUAAAAAGCAGCCUCCCUUUAAUAGAAAACAAUCACAGCAAGGAAUAAAACAAGCCAAGGAAAACCUACCUCCCUGCUAUGCUACUUGUUGAAUGUUCAGACAGCUUUACAGGUGGGAAGAUAAAAAAUGGUAUCCUUUGCCUUUGCUCUGAAGUGUUACACUUAACUGCCACCCUUUCUAGGAGUAAAGCUCUCUUCUUUGUAUGCACAUAUGCAAAGAGUAUUUUUCUUUUUGCUAAAUGGGUCAUAUUUGAAUGAAAUCUGUUUUUAGAAGGAACAGCCUUCUGGAUGGGUGCCUCAUAAGUAAUUCCUCUUUCCAUCCCUAGUUUGGAAGGAAAUUGACAUACAUGGCAAAAGAGCAUGGAGACUCUAGUAGGCUCAGAAGAUUCCAUUUUUCAGACUGAAAUCAAUUUGGAACCAACAAAUUCUUCCUGCUUUAGAAAAAUUGGGCUAGGGAGAUGACAUGCAGCCUGGUCCAGCAUUCCCAAUUUGGGUCCAUCCAGAUGUAUUGGUCAUUCUAGAGGUCUGUGUGGUCGCUAAGAGUUGACAUUGACUUGAUGAUCCAUAAUCAAUCUACCAGAUAUGUUGGGAUUGCCAGAAUAGAUAUCAGAUUGAAAAAAGUUGAUCUGGCAUUUGGAACACAUUAACCAAAUGUGAAGCUACUGUCUCUAUUCUCUUCCAGAAUGGAGUGGUGGUGGUGGUGGUGGUGGUGAUGAUGAUGAUUUAAAUGAAGCCACAUAAACGUUUAGGUAGGGAACCAUGCUGACAACUGAGGAGAGAGCAUAGAGAAACCUGGUAGCCAAAGGGCAGAAUAAUCUACA